CCUGCCUGCCGCCCUACAGACCGUCUGCCUCUCUCUCUGCAUUCCUUUGGGGGACUAAUUUUGGUCUUUACGUUGCUCGCUCGUUUGCUUUUGCCAGAGGUGGGGAGAAAUAAAGAAAAAGGCAGCUAUAAUACCGCCCUUCUCCAGGACAGUUCGGUCGGCGCCAGUUCACGCUUUUCUUCUGACCUGGCUCUUCUUUUCUUAUCCGAAGCAGUGCGCUUGAAACACAGCUUUCAAGAUGAGCAUGAAUGGCGGAUCCCACCCCAGGCUCAACACCUUGGGCAGGAUGAUCAGAUCUGAGUCCGGCCCGGAUAUGCGCCACGACGUGAACUCCCAUAUGAUGAUGGGAGGCGGCGGGGGAAGCAGCCACGCUCAUAAAAUGUAUUACGUCCAGAAAAGCUACGUCGGGGACAUCAACUCAGAAGGAUAUGCUCAAAAUGGAACUGCUACAAUAUCCCGGCGUCAGAACACCAUUCAGGACCUUCUGCAAAAUUGCUCGGAUUGCCUCAUGCGUGCUGAACUCAUAGUGCAACCUGAACUACAGUAUGGAGAUGGUAUCCAAAUUAGCAGGAACCGAGAGCUGGAGGAUUGCUUUGUUCAGGCAAAUGAACACAUGGACAUCCUUGAUGGACUGAUCAGAGAAAUGAGACAAAUGGGUCAGCCAUGUGAUCUCUACCAGAAAAGACUGCUUCAGCUUCAAGAGCAGAUGCGUGCCCUCUACAAGGCCAUCAGUGUACCCCGUGUCCGAAGGGCUAGUUCCAAAGGUGGUGGCUACAGCUCUCAGAGUGCUUCAGGUUGGGAUGAAUACACCAGGCGUGUCACCAGUGAAUGUCUGAACUGGAUAAGACAGCAGAAGACUGAAAUGGAGUUAGUAAAAUGGGGAUUUGAUGUUGCAGCCGUUGAACAACAAAUCGCUGAGCAUAGAAGGUUCCAUAAUUCUGUUGGAGACUAUCGUUGGCACUUGGAUAAAGUGAAAACUGAUCUGCGUGAGAAGGCUGCUAUACACCAACUGGAGGAAGAAUAUGAAUAUCUGUUGAGGUUCUCCUUUGAAAGAAUGGAUCAACUGCGCCAGCUGCAGAACAUCAUCCAAGCCACUAGCAGGGAAAUCAUGUGGAUCAAUGACUGUGAGGAGGAAGAGCUUCUCUAUGAUUGGAGUGACAGGAACACUGAUAUUGCAAGGAAACAAGAAGCCUUCUCUAAACGCAUGAGCCAGCUGGAAGUUAAAGAAAAGGAACUCAACAAACUUAAGCAAGAAUGUGACCAGUUGGUGCUCAGCCAGCACCCUGCUUCUGACAAAAUUGAGGCCUAUAUGGAUACACUACAAACUCAGUGGAGUUGGAUUCUUCAGAUCACCAAGUGCAUAGAUGUUCAUCUCAAGGAAAAUGCAGCAUACUUUCAGUUUUUUGAGGAAGCCCAGUCUACUGAGAACUACUUGAAGAACUUACAGGAUGCCAUCAGAAAAAAGUUCAUCUGUGAUAAAAACAUGUCCUUGCAAGUUCUGCUGGAGCAGAUCAAAGAAUUAGAGACUGAGCGAGAGAAAAUUCUGGAAUACAAGAGGCAAGUGCAAAAUUUGGUGAAUAAGUCAAAGAAGAUAGUACAGUUGAAACCCCGUAACCCUGAUUAUAAGACCAAUAAACCCAUAAUUCUCAGGGCUCUGUGUGACUACAAACAAGAUCUGAAAACAAUGCGCAAAGGAGAUGAGUGCAUUUUAAAAGACAACAGUGAACGCAGCAAAUGGCAUGUGACUGGACCAGGAGGGGUGGAUAUGCUAGUGCCAUCUGUUAGUCUCAUUAUCCCACCUCCUAAUCCAUUAACUGUGGAUCUGGCAACCAAAAUUGAACAAUAUUAUGAAGCUAUUAUGGCUCUCUGGAAUCAACUUUACAUCAACAUGAAGAGCCUGGUGUCUUGGCAUUAUUGUAUGAUUGACAUUGAAAAAAUCAAGGCUAUGACUAUUGCCAAGUUGAAGACAAUGCGCGAAGAAGAUUGUAAAAGAAUAAUUAAUGACUUGGAGAUCCAUUAUCAAGAAUUUAUCAGGAGCAGCCAAGGCUCAGAGAUGUUUGGUGAUGAUGAUAAGAGGAGGAUCCAGACUCAGAUCAAGGAUGCUCAAAACCAUUACCAGACAUUGGUCAUCCACCUUCUGGGUCCACCAAGGCAGCAGAACCAGUUUAAAACUUUUUUCCUAUUUUUUUUUAUCCCCUCCCCCAUUUUUCCAAUUAUACAAGUUACAAGUGUAAAUAAGAGCCAGGAAUGGGAAAAGCAAGAGGCCCGGCUGCUCAUGGAACUCCAGAAACUUCGUCGCCAAAUUGAAAACUGUGAGCUUAGGAUGGUACAGAGGACUCCCUUCCAGUUGGAUCAAGGGGCCUCCCAUAAUUUGUCUGUCAGAAUCAGUGAAUUAGAGGGUAUACAGAUUGAAUCCCAGUCAAUGGCAGAGGCUCUAAACAGGCAGAAAGAUCACCUUCCAAAUUUUAGAAGCUCUGAAAAGUAUCUCUAUUUGCAGUCUGAAAUCAGUGCUUUGUUUCAGAAGUUGGAAAAUAUUAAUGGGGUUUCUGCUGGCUAUUUGGGCAGCUUGAAUGCACUGGGAUCACUGCUUCAGGCAAUUCUCCAGACAGAUGAUGUGAUUCGAGUAUUCGAAAUUAGGCUUACAGAAGAGGACACUCUUCCUUUGGACCCAGAUAAAGUAGAAGCCUACCGAGCUUGCCUAAAGAAAAUGAAAGCAGACCUUAGUAUGAAGAAGUCACUGCUUGGUACUUUGGAAGCAGAGCUGCAGAAAGCUCUCCAGAUUCACUCUCAGUCUUCUCAGACAUACCCUCUCUAUGACUUAGAUCUUGGAAAAUUUGCUGAUAGAGUCAGCCAGCUAACAGACCGUUGGCAAAGGGUGGAGAAACAGCUGGAUGACAGAUCUUGGGAUUUAGAAAAACAGGUGAAGCAGCUGAGAACCUAUCGGGAUCUUUACCAGGCUUUGAAUAAAUGGAUCUGUGAUGCCAGGCGCCGACAGGACACUAUUGAAACCAUGAAAUUGGGAGAUGUUAGCACUGUUGUGAGAUACUUGCAGGAGCAAAAGAACUUACACAGUGAAAUUACAGGCAAGCGUGACAGAGUGGAAGAAGUGAUCAAGAAUGCAGAAGUGUGCUCACUUGCGAUCAAGGAUUAUGAACUCCAGGCUGCAGCUUAUAGUUCGGGACUAGAAACUUUACUGAACAUUCCUGUCAAGCGGAGCAUGGUCCAGUCUCCUUCAGGCCUUAUUCUGCAAGAGGCUGCAGAGAUUCAGUCUCGAUAUAUUGAGCUUCUUACAAGAUCAGGAGAUUAUUACAAGUUCUUGAGUGAAAUGUUAAAGAGCUUGGAAGAUAUAAAGAUGAAAAGCACCAGAAUAGAACUACUGGAAGAAGAACUGAGAUUGGCCAAAGAUGCCAAUUCUGAUAGCAGCAGUAAGCACAAGUUCCUGGAGCAAAACCUGCAGAAGUAUCAGCUGGAAUGUUCUCAGCUGAAAGCUAAAUUUAUAAGUUUGGAAGAGAUGAAGAGACAAGUUGAGAUGGAUGGAAGUACAGCCAAGCAAAACCUAGACAAAUGCUAUGCUCAAAUAAAAGAUCUGAAUGAUAGGAUAACAAGGCUGACUUAUGAGAUUGAAGAUGAGAAGAGGAAAAGGAAGCUGUUGGAAGACAGAUAUGAGCAGCAGAAGAAAGAUUUUGAUCAAUUGCAGAAGACAAGGCAGACUGAAAAAGAAAGCCUUGGUUGGCAAAAGAUAGAAUCAGAGAAAAUCAUCAAAGAGAAGGAGUAUGACAUAGAAAGGUUAAGGGUUCUUCUCCAGGACGAGGGGACACGGAAGAGGGAAUAUGAGAAUGAGCUGGCUAAGGUAAGAAACCAGUUUAAUGAGGAGAUGAGUAAUAUAAAGAACAAGUAUGAAGCAGAGAUUAACAUUACGAAGACCACCAUUCAUCAGAUAGCUGCACAAAAAGAAGAUGAUGCCAAGAACCUCCGUACUCAGAUUGAUCGAUUACAGAGAGAGAAUAGAGACCUGAAGGAUGAGAUUGUCAGGCUCAAUGAUGCCAUUUUGGACACUACAGAACAGCGAAGGAGAGCAGAAGAAAAUGUCCUUCAGCAGAAGGCUUGUGGCUCAGAGGUGAUGCAGCAGAAACAACAGAUAGAGUUGGAAUUGAAACAGAUAAUCCAACUGCAUAAUGAAGACAACACAAGGUACAAGCAAGCCCUUGAAGAUGCAGCUUCGACCAUCCAAGAAAAAGCCAAAGAGAUUGAAAGAUUAAAGAUUCAGGUGCAAGAAGAAGCUAAAAGCCGAUGGGAACUUGAAAAUGAGUUGGCUAAGGUAAGGAACAGUUAUGACGAGGAAAUUAUUAGUUUAAAGAACAAGUAUGAAACUGAGAUUAAUAUCACAAAGGUUACAAUAAACCAGGUGACUGUGAAAAAAGAAGAGGAGGCCAGUAAUUACAGAGCCCAGCUGGACAAUGCUGUAAGAGAAAAUAGAAGCUUGUGUGAGGAAAUUAGGAGACUGAAGAACACACUAAGUCAGACAACAGGCAACCUUAGACAAGUAGAAGAAAGUGCUCACCAGCAAAAAGCUAUUGGCUCGGAGAUCUCACAAAAGAAACAGCAGCUUGAAAAAGAGUUAAAGCAGACUGUUCAGAAAUUCACAGAGGAGAUCAUGCAUUACAAACAGUCCCUUGAUGAUGCCGGAAGAACAAUUAAGGAGAAAAAUAAAGAGAUUGAAAAAGACAAAAAAUUGUUAGAUGCAGAAAUAAGCCAAAGAAAAUCAAUGGAGGAAGAAAAUAUUCGCUUGCAAAGGAUCCAGUAUGAUCUGGAGAAGGCUAACAUCAAUGCAACAGAAACCAUCAGCAGAUUGAAAGUUCAAGAGCAGGAGUUGGGACGCCUAAAAAGUGAAUAUGAAAGGCUUGCACAAGACAAGAAGGGGAAAGAUCAAGAGAGUACAAGGCUCCAGAGCACAAUAAAAGAAAUGCAACAUCAGAAGCACAUGCUGGAGGAGGAACUUAACAGGCAGUCUAGAAUUGUAGCAGAGGAAACUUCCAAAAGGAAAAAUGUGGAGGAAGAGUUAGAAGCUAUGAGGAGAACCUUGAGAGACCAAGCUGUUAAAAUCACUAAUCUCACUCAGCAGAUAGAGGAGAUCUCUAUUGUAAAGAAGCGGAGCGAAGGUGACUUGAGGCACCAGAGGGAGGUGCUAGAUAGUCACAUGAGAGACAAACAGCGGUACAUGGAGGAGAUAAGAAAGUACACUUCUGAGGUUGAAACCUUGCGUCGCCAGAUGGUUCAAGAGCAGGAGAAUUUAAAACAGGCACACAUUCGCAACGAGCACUUGCAGAAGGCUAUUGAAGAUAAGAGCAAAAGCCUCAACGAGUGCAGGAUAGAAAUUGAAAGACUUCAGUCUCUUACUGAGAAUCUAACAAAAGAACACCUGAUGCUAGAGGAAGAGUUGCGAAAUUUAAGGUUGGAGUAUGAUGAUCUAAGAAGGGGCAGAAGUGAAGUUGAUGAGGAAAAAAAUGCCACAAUUCUUGAGCUAAAGAAUCAACUACAAACAAGCAACAAGCAUACCCUGGAACUUCAGGGUGUGGUAAAUGGUUUACAGAAAGAAAGGGAAAAUUUGAGACAGGAAGUUGAAAAAUUCCAAAAGCAGGCUCUGGAGACAUCCCAUAGGAUUCAAGAAUCCAAAAACCAGUGUAAUCAUAUCAUGCAAGAACGAGAAACCCUGCUAAUGAAAAUAAAAACCCUGGAGCAAGACAAGGCAAGAUUGCUUCGGUUAGAGGAAGAUCUGAAUCGUACCAAAGGUACGCUGGAAUCAGAGUCUCGCCUGAAAGCACGGCUGGAAAAUGAGAAGCAGCAGAUCCUGAAUGACUUAAAUCAGUGGAAAAGCCAAUAUUCCCGGAAGGAAGAGACCAUCAGGAAAAUUGAAUCUGAGCGAGACAAGAGUGAGAGGGAGAAAAGUUCCUUGUUGGUAGAAAUUGAGAGGCUGCAGGCAGAGAUCAAGAGGAUUGAAGAAAGGUACAGAUGCCGUUUAGAAGAGACCAGCCAGAAGAGCCAGUCCGAGAUGGAGGCAGAGCGGUUGGGAUGGCAAAGGAAAAUUGAGAAAUUGAAGCAGCGUCCAUAUGGGGCACACAGAGGCACCCAGACAGAAGAAGAUUUCAUGAUCGAUCCUUCUAAACUGCUUUUCAGUGGCCUGCGGAAGAAGAUCACAGCAGUACAGCUGUAUGAGUGUCAGCUGAUAGACAAAAGCACCCUAGAUAAGCUGUUGAGAGGACAGAGGUCAGUGGAGGAAGUUGCUGCUGAACUUGAACCUUACCUCAGAGGAGCUGGGGCUAUAGCAGGUGCUUCUCUUAGCCCCAAAGACAAGUAUUCUCUGGUGGAGGCCAAACGUAAACAGCUUCUUACUCCAGAAAAUAUGGUCCUGCUUUUGGAGGCCCAGGCAGCCACUGGAGGGGUAAUUGAUCCGCAUCGGAAUGAAUUACUGAGUGUGGACAGUGCUAUUGCUAGAGACCUGAUUGAUUUUGAUGACAGAGAACAAAUCUACACAGCUGAGAAGGCUGUUGCUGGGUUUAAAGAUCCCUUCUCGGGAAAAACAAUGCCUGUUGCAGAAGCCAUCAAGAAAAAUUUGGUUGACAGAGAGACUGGGAUACGUCUACUUGAAGCCCAGCUGGCUGCAGGAGGAAUUGUUGACCCUAUCAAUAGUGUUUUCUUGCCAAAAGACAUUGCUUUAUCCCGUGGGCUGAUCGAUCGAGAUAUGUACAGAGCUUUGAAUAAUCCAUCAAAGCCCUUAAUUGAUCCUGAUACUAAGAUGGCCAUAAGUUACAUGAAGCUCCGAGAAAAAUGUAGAAUUGAACCACACACAAGUUUACUUCUCCUUCCCAUGAAGAAGAGAAGCACAUCAUUCCAAGGGAUCAGGAAGCUUAUCACUGUUUCUGAAUUAGUUCAGUCUGGCAUAAUUCAGGAGUCAACAGCAAAUGAUCUGGAACGUGGAGUAAUCACUGUUGAAGAAGUCACUGAUCGAAUCAAAGAUUUCCUCCAGGGUUCCAGCUGCAUAGCUGGUAUUUAUAAUGAGGCCACUGGAGAAAAGCUUGGUGUUUACCAGGCCAUGAAAAUAGGCUUGGUUAGACCAGGGACAGCUCUUGAACUUUUGGAAGCUCAGGCAGCUACUGGAUUCAUUGUGGACCCUGUAAGUAAUUCAAGGCUUACUGUGGAAGAAGCUUACAAGAGAGGCCUUGUUGGAAUAGAAUUUAAAGAGAAACUUCUGUCUGCCGAAAAAGCAGUCACUGGGUACAAAGAUCCAGAAACAGGAAAUAUCAUCUCCUUGUUCCAAGCAAUGAACAAAGAACUCAUUGAGAAAGGCCACGGUAUUCGUUUGCUGGAGGCCCAGAUAGCCACUGGUGGGAUUAUUGACCCUAAGGAAAGCCAUCGUUUGCCAGUGCGUGCAGCUUAUCAACGGGGCUACUUUAAUGAAGAACUGAAUGAUAUUCUGUCUGAUCCCACUGAUGAUACCAAGGGAUUUUUUGACCCCAAUACAGAAGAAAAUUUGACCUACUUGCAGUUGAAAGAAAGAUGUAAAAUAGAUGAAGGAACUGGGCUCUGCCUGUUACCACUGAGAGAGAAGAAGAAGGUGGUGCAGACUUCACAGAAAAAUACACUUCGGAAACGCAGGGUUGUCAUUGUAGAUCCUGACACAAACAAAGAAAUGUCAGUCCAGGAGGCUUAUAAUAAAGGCCUCAUAGAUUAUGACACUUACAUGGAGCUUUCAGACCAGGAAUGUGAAUGGGAAGAAAUUACCACCACUGGAUCAGAUGGGAGCACAAGAGUUGUGCUUGUAGAUAGGAAAACAGGCCACCAAUAUGACAUCCAAGAUGCCAUUGAUAAAGGUCUUGUUGACAGAAAAUUUUUUGACCAAUACCGUUCUGGAUCUCUAAGCCUCACACAGUUUGCAGACAUGAUUGCUAGCAGAAAUGGGGGUGAUGAAGUCUUCAAGCAUGAAUCCAUUAUUCGGUCUCCCACUGUAGUGAGUGUGAAGAGUUCUUCCAUCACACUAAAAAGCAGUUCUGGCUCUUUUUCUGAUUCCCCAGAAGAAACCACUCCCAUUGCAGCCAUAUUUGACACAGAAAAUUUGGAAAAAAUCUCAGUUUCAGAAGCUGUACAACGGGGGAUUGUCGAUACCAUCACCGCCCAACGUUUGCUAGAAGCCCAGGCUUGUACUGGAGGCAUCAUAUGCCCUACCACAGGCCAGCGCCUUUCCCUCCAGGAUGCAGUUGCUCAAGGCAUCAUUGACUAUGAGAUGGCCACACGGCUGAAGCCAGCUCAGAAAGCCUUCAUUGGGUUUGAAGGUAUUAAGGGGCGAAAGAGAAUGUCAGCAGCAGAGGCAGUGAAGGAGAAGUGGUUGCCUUAUGAAGCUGGGCAGCGCUUCCUUGAAUUUCAGUUUAUCACAGGAGGCCUCGUUGACCCUGAAGUACAUGGGAGAAUAAGUACAGAAGAAGCUAUUAGGAAAGGAUUGAUUGAUGGCCGGACUUCCCAAAGAUUACAAGACAUCGGCAACUAUGCAAAGAUUUUGACCUGCCCCAAAACAAAGCUGAAGAUCUCCUAUAGAGAGGCAAUGAAUCGCUCAAUGGUCGAAGACCAAACUGGGCUCAGAUUACUUGAAGCAUCUUCUGUUUCAUCCAAAGGCAUAUCCAGCCCGUAUAACGUCUCUUCAGCACCAGGGUCACGUUCGGGCUCACGUUCGGGCUCACGCAGUGGAUCAAGGAGAGGAAGCUUUGAUGCAGGCACGAGUUCUUCCUAUUCUUACUCCUACACAACCGUCAGCAGCAGCAGCAACACUCUUGGGCGCUAGACAUUAAUCUUUUUAUCUCUACGACUGCUUGUUUAGACAAAAGAAAACAGGAAAAAGUCAAACACAUGUAUACACACACAGGCUGGUGGUAAUACUGGUAUAGUAGUUGCUUGGGUGAAAUAGCUAAGCUACAGCAUAGAAGCUUAAACCCAAAUACAAAGCUGCAAAAAUGCUUUCUGGGAGGGGAUGCUAUAGUUCUCCUUUUUAAAAAAAUAAUGGUUGAAUGCUUUGGCACACGAGUGUGGUUUGUAAACUGUAAGAAAGCAACACCUGCCUCUUGGAAAACAGAUGUUGCCUUUUCUAUCUCUAUUGUUAUUUCAUUAUUCAUGCACCUCUGCAGCAUGUUGGGCUACCACCCAUGUUUUUGUGUCAUUUGUCAGGGUUUUUUUUAAAGCCACUUUUCUUCCUUACAGUAGAUGUUUCACUGCAAUAAUGAUGAUAGCCUCCAACUGAUGGUAUACUUGAUUAGAUUGAGCUACUUUCUCAGUCAUUUCGAGUUUAUUCACAGUGGACACUGCUUUUUUGUUUCUGUGGCUUGUUUUCUGUGUAACACCAUAGAGGCCUGACUACAUGAACUUUAUUAUUCUUGCAAUAAAAGUUUAACCAUUUUUAA
This is a messenger RNA of Candoia aspera, 9443 nucleotides long. It is a transcript of the gene DSP, whose product is annotated as desmoplakin. Lineage: Eukaryota; Metazoa; Chordata; Lepidosauria; Squamata; Candoiidae. The record is from RefSeq and is a predicted model, not a curated record. Gene Ontology annotation, biological process: intermediate filament cytoskeleton organization; cell-cell adhesion; wound healing. Gene Ontology annotation, molecular function: protein binding; structural molecule activity. Gene Ontology annotation, cellular component: plasma membrane; cytoplasm; intermediate filament. The coding region runs from base 239 to 8830 and encodes 2863 amino acids. The transcript has 25 exons.